Messenger RNA from Girardinichthys multiradiatus, 5807 nucleotides. It is a transcript of the gene tnfaip3, whose product is annotated as tumor necrosis factor, alpha-induced protein 3. Gene Ontology annotation, molecular function: DNA binding; K63-linked polyubiquitin modification-dependent protein binding; zinc ion binding. Gene Ontology annotation, cellular component: nucleus; cytoplasm. Lineage: Eukaryota; Metazoa; Chordata; Actinopteri; Cyprinodontiformes; Goodeidae. The coding region runs from base 464 to 2920 and encodes 818 amino acids. The record is from RefSeq and is a predicted model, not a curated record. Gene Ontology annotation, biological process: protein K29-linked deubiquitination; positive regulation of Wnt signaling pathway; protein deubiquitination involved in ubiquitin-dependent protein catabolic process. The transcript is spliced from 9 exons.
AUUGAGUCAGACAGAUGGAGGGCCCCCUAGCGGCCACGGGGUGUAGCUACAUCAGACUAUGACUGAGAGAAGAGAGAGCAAAAUGGGUGGACGGAAAGUCCCCGUGUGGAAAUCCCCUUGACUUGGAGUUUUUCCUUUUUUAAAAAACUAGUGCUUGCGGAAGAGUGUAGUCUUUCGAAAGCCUUCUUCGAGCUGCGAGGGCUCGGAGUUAGCUGUUAUAGUGGAGGGAAAAGAGAGGGUUGAAUGGCGCCGAGAACCGCAGCGGUGAGGCUGAGUGAAGUGGCUGAGAGAGGACUAGCGUGAGCAUCCGGGAGGCUUUGUUAUCACCCUCUCCCCCUCCCCCCGACACAUUACCCAGAUUCCACAUUGGUCCACCAUCGCCAGUUAGAGUCUCCUCCUCCUUCUCCUUUCCACCUCGUUCCUCUUCCUCCCCUCCUUCCACUCUCCCGGCUACCCGUCCGCCAUGUCGCAGGGCCAGAACUUCCUCCCCAAAUUCCUGUUCGUAUCCAACCUGCUGAAAGCGGUGAAGAUCCGUCAGCGCGUUCCCAACGACGUGGUGAAGCCGGCUGCCAACGGCGGCCUCAUGCACCACCUGCGGGGGAUGCACCGCUACACGCUGGAGAUGAUCGCCAUGAACCACUUCCCACAAGCCUUCAGGGAGGUUGUGCAAGCCGCCAUCUUGGACCGAGCCAUGCAGGCCUCUUUGGAGCAAGAGAAGAAGCUCAACUGGUGUCGGGAACUGAAGAAGAUGGUGCCACUGCGCACCAAUGGAGACGGGAACUGCUUGCUGCACGCAGCCUCCCAGUACAUGCUUGGCGUCCAGGACACGGACCUGGUGCUCCGGAAAGCUCUCUACGGUGUUCUGAAAGAGACGGACACGACUAUGUUUAAAUCUCGCUUCCAGGCGGAGCUGCUGCACUCGCAAGAGUUCACCCAGACCGGACUCAGAUACACCACCAUGAACUGGGAAGACGAGUGGGACAAGAUUGUUAAGAUGGCCUCUCCGGCCUCUAGUAGCAAUGGGCUCCAGUUUGACUCCCUGGAGGACAUUCACAUCUUCAUCCUCUCCAACAUUCUCCGCAGACCCAUUGUUGUCAUCGCAGACCAGGUGGUGAGGAGUAUGAAAUCUGGCUCCUCCAUCUCCCCUCUGAACGUGGGUGGGAUUUAUCUGCCUCUACACUGGCUGCCCACGGAGUGCUACAAAUACCCGAUAGUGCUUGGCUAUGACUCCCAGCACUUCGCACCCCUCAUCACCGUCAAAGACAGCGGCCCAGAGAUCCUAGCCGUUCCGCUGAUCAACCAGAAGAGGGUGGGCUUCGAGGAGUUGAAGGUUCACUUCCUUGUGGAGAAGGAGGAGCCACAGAAAGAGCGGCUGCUCAACGACUACCUGCACCUCAUAGAGAUCCCCGUCAUCGGCCUAGGCCAUGAAACUGCAUGGAUCAUGAAGGCUGCAAAGCUGGAUGAGGGUAACCUUCCUGAAGACAUGAACUUAAUGGAGGACUACCUGCAGCUUGUCAACCACGAGUACCAGCGAUGGCAGGAGGACAAGGAGCAGGCCUGGGCCGCCCAGCCGCAGAGACCACCGCCUUUUUCCGUCUCCCAGCUCUCCCUCAUAGAGAUCCGCUGCGCUACACCACGGUGCACCUUCUACGUCUCUGUGGACACACAGCCUCAUUGCCACGAAUGCUUUGAGAAGCGACAGGCCACUACAGGAGGGGGAGCCAGGAUAGAAGGAGUGGUGCAGACCAAGGGAGCAGGUGUACAGGGUGGACUGGGAAUGAUGGGAGGAGCAGACACUGAGGUGAGCUCCAGAGGAGCCCGAAGCAGCAGCCCGCCGUGCUCUUCCUCUGGGAGAGGGGUGGUGUCAUCCAGCCCCCGCUCAGCCCCGCCCACUGCUCCCAGCCUCAGCCUAUACAGCGAAACUCAUGCCAUGAAGUGCAAAACACCUGGCUGCCUCUUCACCCUCAGCGUGGAGCAUGACGGCCUUUGCGAGCGUUGCUUCAACGCCAGGCAAAACAAUGGACCUCCUGGGGCCGGAAGCGCUGCUUCGGGACUCCCAGGCCCCAAUGGGGGGCUCAUUGCUUCCCACCCGACACAAGGCUCUGGCUGGUCCCAGUGGGGGGGCUGCGAUGCAGAGAGAGAGCGGUGCAGCAUGUGUAGGCAGCAAGUGUUUAGGAUAUUCAAUGGCUUGUGUGCGCCCUGUAUGCAGAGGCAGCAGGCUCCGGAGAGGGUCGAGCCACAGCAAGGCAACCACAGGACUGAGGCCUCGGCUUGGAGCCAGGCCAGAGACACUGAGCAGCCAUGCCCCACCCUAACCCCAGUCUGGCAGACUUCUUUGGCCCAACUCUGUAAAAGAUCUGGCUGCCAGUUCUUUGGGACUCCGGAGAAAUUGGGUUUCUGCACUAUUUGCUAUGUAGACUAUCAGACAAACCAUCGCCUGACUCCUCCUCCUCCCGCCCCAGUCCAGAGCAGGCACGGUUUGGAGACAGGCUUCAAGAACGCCACACGGUGUCGGGGGUCCGGGUGCGGUGCGGUUGCCAAGGCAAUGCUGGAGGACUAUUGUGAAAAGUGCUAUGUAAAAGAGCAAAGUGCACGUCUUAAUCAAGUAGCACAUCGGACGCCACACUCCCCUCCUCUAGUCAUGCGUGACCGAGCAGCUAAACCCAGAUCCUCACAGCAGUCCCAGACCCAGACUCAGUGCCAGCGGAGCGGCUGCAGCAACGUGUCCCCGGGCUGCACGGACCUCUGCCCGGAGUGCCACACACGGGGCCAGGGCCGGGAAGUGGGCUGGAGGGCGCAGGCGCCCAAGGAGAAGUCCAAGCAGAGGUGUCGGACGCAGGGCUGCGACCACUAUGCCAACCAAGAGAAACAGGGCUACUGUAACGAGUGUGACCACUUCAAACAGAUCUACCGCGGCUGACCACAACACGCCACAUCGACGACAACACAUCGGUAGCACGCUAGAGCCACCGCCCUGCAGUGGGCUUCCCAUGCCAGUCAAUGCACCUCUGAUACUAACUAACCAACUAACUAACUAACUAGCUAGUAACUAACUAGUAACCUUAUGGCCUGAAAAUAAACCCCCUCCCCCAAAGUCGAAUGUGAACAGAGAGUGUAUGCACGGGGGGGGGAAGUGUGUGUGUGUUUUUUUUUUCUGCAGUAGACAUGGCCUCCAGAAUACCUCUUUGUGCAAUUAUCAGAGGUGUGGCUCCAUGUCCGAGCAACUGACUCAACCCUUGUGUACAGUAUGUAUUUAGAGGUACGUAGGGAAUCAUGCCGGACAAAAUGAUUGUAUAUUGGCUUAACAAGAAGCAUCUGACAUUGCUUUAUAGACCACAGCCAAGGAUUUUUACCAUGUCUGUCUGUCUGUCUUAUCCCAUCUGUGUAUCUGUCUGCCUGUCUGUCCAGCAUUUGCACUGUUGAAAUGAGGGAUGCAGUAGUUUGGAAAGCCCAGCAAAGAUAUCUGUGGAAGUAAGAAGCAGAAGUGAGACAAACUGAGCCGAUGCAAUGCUCCCCGAAUGUCUGGGGUUGAACAUUGUUUCUCUUAGCCACUCAAAAUCUCCCAUUAGGCAUGGGCAGGUAUGAGAAUCAGACAAUAUGAUCAGCUGGAGUUAAAAUACAGCAGUUUUGCACAAACGUAGGACAAAAUGUAUAAUAUGAUCUACUUGCUUGUAUUUAAAACAGAGAAGCAGCAAUUAGAGUUAAAGAAAUGCUCUCUAUAACACCAUUGUAAUUUUUUCUGGUAAGCAAGGUUUCUACAUUCUCUGAAAAUGAAAUUAGAUUUUAGCGUUUCAGCCAAAUCUGGAUGAAAAGAGGAAAACUUAAGAAGGGAAUAAUGUUUGCGUUUCCACAGUUCAGUCCUUGUUCUAUUACUUGAGAUAGAAAUCUCUCUUUCUAAAAAUGUUUUUUGUUUCUAAAGAUUUCUGAAAAAUCUCUUUCAGCACUGAUUUAUGACUAAAUUCCAGGCUUUAUCUUUGUUUCACCACAUUACAUUUGAGUUUGAGGAAUUUAGUUGAUCCUUUUGGUGUUUUUUAACCUCUGUUUACCUUGAGACCCAGAAACCCGCCCAUGCCUAUCUCAUUUAUGCUCUCUUUACCAAAAGAUCAGUUUUAUACAAUUCUCAAAUGAUAGUUAACUCCCAUGGCUCAGCCAGUGGAAAUGUGGACAGUUUUCUGUAUCAAGUAUAUAAACUACCAUCACGUCUGUUAGUUAAAUAGCUUGAAACGGAAAGUUAAAACAGACCAUGUCACUGAACGGUGGGAGACAGACCGGAGAAGUCCCUGCUAGUUUUGGUGCUACAUGUACAGAAACACGAGCCUUUCCCAUUGUAGCUGACAUGCUGGUGACAGAAGGCAGAGUACACAGUAAAGACAGAGCUCACCCACUUACUAUUUCUCCUUUCUUUCCUCCUAAAUUUCGCUCUUCUCGUAAACAGAUCUGUUGCCUUGGACAUUGUUUUCUUGUUUACUGACAAUUUCAUCACCUAAAUUCUCACCACCACAUACACACAUUUGCACAUGCAAACACAACUCCUGUGAGAUUGUACACCCGAGCCCGAGGUGACGUGUCGCUAAAUAAAUCCCAUAAGAGUUGCAUUGCUCUUCGGGUCCGGGACAACAGUUUCCAAACUUCCGAAAGCAACCCCAUCACCUGCUUUGGCGAAGUUCCUUCAUUUGAAUGUGUUUAGCGCCGUGACGGCGCUGUUAUCGGGGCUGAUCCUUGAUAAGUUUUGCCUUUAAGUAGUUCUGAAAUUUUAUGGACCAUAAUGGGGGAGGAGGGGCUGAGGUGAUCCAGCUGUCCCACCUUUAAAUGCUUCUGUGAAUAUGGAACCUAGUCCAUAUUGUAGGACCUUCCAACCCGAUGCCUCAUUUUACAACACAAACAGAAAAAUGUACAGGUCUGUGCAUCUGGAUGAAACACACAGAAACAAAACUGACAUUUCUGCUUUCUUUUGUUGGUUUUGGAAGUUUUUAAUGUAUUUUGAUAAAUCUCUUUUAUUUUGGUUUUUGCCAAAAGACAAAAAGUAAAAAAAAAAAAAAAUCAUGUGCCAUCAAAACAGUUGUUGUUACCUCCUUAAAACGGCCAGCCUGGGUUAUUCUAGACUAACGUAAAGUGCCACAUAUAGACAUCUCCAAUUCUGUGUAACCUUACAUGAAGACCCCCAAAUCUUUCCACGAAUGUCUGUUUGGUUUGAAUAGUGAGAAACAUGUAACUGCAGAGAUGACCUGAAACGCAUCACGUUUAUCAAACGCAGGUGUGACAUCAGCCACUGCCAAACACCCACUCCUCUGUAGAUGUCCAUCUGUGGCUUUAGUGUAGGAAUGACAACCAGGCUCUUGGUCUGCCUUUUUCAUUCAACUGUAACUGAAGCUGGCCAGCCCACACAUGCUGACGGGCCGUGCGUAGAUCUCUGUGUGCUUUAAUCACCUCUAGACAAACCUUAAUCAAUGAAAGACCAAUUAGUGGUCAGCUCAUCAGGACCCACCCUAACAGGUUUUUGAAGGUGGGUUCUGACAGAUAUGUUCUCUCCUGCGAGGAGAUCAUAUAAAUUGCACAUAAUUUGUCUAAGCUGCUGAGGCAUUUAGGACUUGUCUGCGACAUUCCACCGGUAGAGAAAGCAUUGGCUUAAGAGCAGAAGGUGUAACAAAACAUGCAAAUGGUUUGGAAGUUUCUUUUUACAAUAGGGUAUUGUAUGAAAAAAAGCCUGGUUUUAUUUGUUAAGUAUUUAUUCAUAUCAAAAAUAUCUGUAAUGUGUGAUUCAAUAAUUAUUUAUAUGUUGUGAAAAUAUGAAUUAUUUUUACUAAGAA